AUGACUAUGAAAGUGCGAAAAGCAGCCACCGGUAUACACAACAAAUGGAGGAAUUUUCUUGCCAAAGGUGAAACUAGGAAAGCCCCAGAUUUUGGUCAGCGUUAUCCAACUGCAGCAGACAUGCUUGAAAUGACCUAUAACUGCAGCUUGGAGGAGAAAGCUCGUGAGCAAGAUUUGUGCACCAGAAUUCCA
Molecule: messenger RNA, 192 nt
Organism: Ostertagia ostertagi
Lineage: Eukaryota; Metazoa; Nematoda; Chromadorea; Rhabditida; Trichostrongylidae
Source: the annotation of a GenBank genome assembly